This is a messenger RNA of Priceomyces carsonii, 1359 nucleotides long. RefSeq lists its product as uncharacterized. The coding region runs from base 1 to 1359 and encodes 452 amino acids. Gene Ontology annotation, cellular component: cytosol. The record is from RefSeq and is a predicted model, not a curated record. Gene Ontology annotation, molecular function: ATP binding; valine-tRNA ligase activity. Gene Ontology annotation, biological process: valyl-tRNA aminoacylation. Lineage: Eukaryota; Fungi; Ascomycota; Pichiomycetes; Serinales; Debaryomycetaceae. The transcript has a single exon.
AUGGAGAUGUUUUAUCCUGUCACCAUUUUAGAGACUGGAUGGGAUAUUUUGUUCUUCUGGGUUACAAGAAUGAUCUUGUUGGGUAUUAAAUUGACUGGAAAGGCUCCUUUCAAAGAAGUCUUUUGUCAUUCCUUAGUUCGUGAUGCUCAAGGACGUAAAAUGUCUAAAUCUCUAGGCAAUGUUAUCGAUCCACUUGAUGUCAUAACUGGAAUUCCUUUGCAAGGCUUGCACGAUAAGUUGAAAACCGGUAACUUAGAUCCUAAGGAAUUAGUGAAAGCGACAGAAGGUCAAAAAUUGUCUUAUCCAAAUGGUAUUCCAGAGUGUGGAACUGAUGCUUUAAGAUUUGCUUUAUGUGCAUACUCUACUGGUGGUAGGGACAUCAACUUAGAUAUUUUGAGAGUCGAGGGGUACCGUAAAUUCUGUAACAAGAUUUACCAAGCCACAAAAUUUGCUUUGGGUAGAUUAGGUGACGACUAUGUCCCUCCUUCAACAUCAGCAAAAUCUGGAAAUGAAUCCUUAGUAGAAAAAUGGGUGUUACACAAAUUAACGCAUGCUUCUAAGGAAGCAGCCGAUUGUAUUGAUAAUCGUGAAUUUGGUGAAUCAACCAACGCUAUUUACAGGUUUUGGUUUGAUCUUUGUGAUGUUUACAUAGAGAACUCGAAGACUUUAAUUCAAGAUGGUACCCCUGAACAGCAGAAGUCUGCAAAAGACACAUUAUAUACCUGUAUUGACUCAGCUUUGAAAUUGAUUCACCCAUACAUGCCAUUCGUCACAGAGGAAAUGUUCCAGAGACUUCCACGCAGAUCAACAGAAACCGCAGAGACCAUAUCUAAGACAAUGUAUCCGCCGUAUAUCGAAGAGUUUGAUGAUCCUCAGGCUCAUAGUGCUUAUGAAUUGGUGUUAGAAAUCACAAAGGGUGCUAGGUCAUUAUUGUCGCAAUACAAUAUUUUGAAAAAUGGGCAAGUUUAUGUUGAGGCUACUGAUAAGGGUAUAUUUAACAUCGCUAAUCAGCAACAGGACUCAAUCGUUUCCUUGAUAAAAGGUGUCGAGAAAAUUACGGUCGUUGAUAACGCAAAGGAUGUGCCAUCAGGAUGUGCAUUACAAGUGAUUACUCCUGAAUGUACCGUUCAUGUUUUGGUCAAGGGACAUGUUGACUUAGAAGCAGAAAUUGCCAAGGUCAACAAGAAGAUGAGUAACGUUAAAGAACUUGAAUCCAAAGCUAAUGAGUCCAUAAGUAAGUUCACCGAAAAGACCAACGAACAAGCUAAGGUUUCUACAUUUAAGAAGCUCGAGAAAUACAAGGCUGAGAUUGAAGGUUACGAACAAACUAUCUCCAUUCUUGAGAACUUGAAACUUUAA